Molecule: messenger RNA, 3139 nt
Organism: Penaeus vannamei (Pacific white shrimp)
Lineage: Eukaryota; Metazoa; Arthropoda; Malacostraca; Decapoda; Penaeidae
Source: RefSeq, a predicted model, not a curated record
AUGAAUCAGACGAUUAUGUAGCAGACUCAAAGGGCAAGAUCACUUUAAACAGCAAGUCGUCAAGCAGCAGCGGGAGCAGCAAUGGCGAUGGGGAAGGCAGUGGCAUCGUGGCGAAGAUCUUCUUCCUGAUCCUACUGGUGUCCCUGUCGCUGGUGGUGGGCCUCAUUUUGGUUGAGCUGCGAGGCAAGCAGGCUGCCAUCAAGGAAGUGCCAUCCGCAGUGCCUGAAGCGGCUGAGUUUAUAAAGGAAGAUGAAUCUUUGAUGCCUGAAGAAAGUGCCUCGAUAGAUGAGGUUCCCGCCCCUGAAGUGCCACCUGUCCUUCAGGAUGAUCCAGCUGAAGAAUACGAGCCUAUAGAAGCAACACCACCUCUCGAGGAAUACAUUAAAGUUGUAGAAGAGGUUGUCGAGCACCCAGAGGAGGAGCCAGUGGAACCUGCUCCUGUAGAAGAAGUAGUCCCAGAGGAACCUGCUGUGGAGGAUGACAGCUUUUUUGAAGCACAAGAGAGUGUGCCAGCAGAGGAAAUUGAGGUUGUAGAGAUUAUAGAAGAAGUUCCUGUUGAAGUUGUGGAAGUUAUUGAGGAGGUGAUAGAGGUGCCCACAGAGGAAGUGGAAGAGCCUGUGGUAGAUGAUACACCAACAGAAGUUGUAGAGGAGGUUGAAGAAGCUGCACCCAUUGAGGAGGCAGCUGAAGAAAAAAUUGAAGUAGUUGAGGAAGAGCCUGCGCCUGCAGAAGUAGUUGAGGAAGAGUCUGCACCAGCAGAAGUAGUUGAGGAAGAGCCUGCACCAGCAGAAGUAGUUGAGGAAGAGCCUGCACCUGCAGAAGUAGUUGAGGAAGAGCCUGCACCUGCAGAAGUAGUUGAGGAAGAGCCUGCACCUGCAGAAGUAGUUGAGGAAGAGCCUGCAGAAGUAGUUGAGGAAGAGCCUGCACCUGCAGAAGUAGUUGAGGAAGAGCCUGCACUUGCAGAAAUAGUUGAGGAAGAGCCUCCACCUGCAGAAGUAGUUGAGGAAGAGCCUGCACCUGCAGAAGUAGCUGAGGAAGAGCCUGCACCUGUUGAAGGUUUGGAAGAAGCUGCCCCUGAGGAAGAGGUACAAGAGGAAGGUUCCCUUGUAGAAGAAAUUCAAGAAGCUGCUGUUCCUGAGGAAGAUGCUGUACCUGCAGAAGAAGUAGUAGAAGCUGCAGAGGAAGUCAACGAAGAAGAACCUCAAGUUGUUGAGGAACCUGUUGUUGCAGAAAAAGUGGAAGAAUUGGAUGCUCCUGUAGAAGUGAAGGAAGCUGAGGAAACCCUUGCUGCUGCAGAUGAUGAUGAUGAUGAUGAUGCAGAGGAUGAUGAUGAGGAAGCAGAUGAUGAUGAUGAUGAAGAUGAAGAAGGAGAAGCUGAAGCUGAAGAAGGAAAGGAUGACGAUGAUGAUGAUGAUGAUGAGGUGGAGGAAAAAGAUGCCAGUAUGGAAUCCUUGACCAGUGCUUACAUCCGUGUGGAAACCCUGGCUGAGGAGAUCAUGAGUGUGGACCCAGAGAAUGCGAUGGUGAACCAACUAACACCUCACAUUGCCGGGGUUUUGCGGGCCAUGGAAUCGGGCCACACUGAGGGAUUGUCCGAGACCCUAGACCACAUCCAAGUCAUUCUGGAAGAUGUCAAAAGGAGGAUAGAAGAGGGGGAGCCAGAGCCUGUCAAGUCCUCCCAGAGUCCCGAGCCAGAAGAGGCAUCAGAAACUGGGUUAGGGACUGAGCCUGAGCUUGUAGUUACUGAUAGGGAGUCUGUUUCUGCUGCACCCUCAGUAGCUGCUGAAUCAGAACAGCCUCUGGCUGUUGAGGACCCUGUGGCUCAGCCUGCCUCUGUUGCAGAGGCUGAGACUCAGCCACAAGGAACAGAUGAGCCAGAGCCUGUGCUUGUAGAAACAGAGUCUGUUCCAGUAGAAGUUAGUAGUGAGGUUGAAGUAGAAGCUAGUCAGUCUUUAGAGUAUGAUGUUGCACAGGAAGCUGAGCCAGUUGUGGAAGAGGAGGGGACACCAACUGGAUCUGAACCCCCAGUACCUGCACCAGCUGAGGAAGCACUGCCAGAGACCGCACCUUAUGUGGUGAAGGAGCGAGAGCCCUUAUUCCCUGCCAAGGAAUCAGAGGGUGUGUCUGAAGAAAUUCUUGCUGAUAUUGAAUCUCAGAUCAUACCUGAGGGUGAGGAUCCCCUAACAGAAAAGGGACAAGACAUUGGCAUUCCUGCAGUCUCUUCUGAAGAAGAGGGUGCUGGUGUUUCCUCUCCUUCUAUAGGAGAAGGGGAGGACCCAGUUCCUGUAGAGGAAGUAAUCCCUGACCCCAUUCACAUUGAACCCCUCCAGGAGCCUGAAGUAGAGCAGCAAGAAGAGAAAGAGGCGAUACCUCCUUAUGAGAAGGCUGACAUAACCAGCGAUGUUGAUAAUGAUAUUCGCGAGGAGCUAGAUGCAGCAGAGAAGGAAUUACCUCAGGUGAGCCAAGUCCUUGCAGUUUAGUUAGUAUAUAAAUCUGUUUGUUUUUCAUUUUUGAAAAGUUUAGCUAUAAGCUAUGAAAUUCUUUUCUGAUCCUGGCUGAUGCUUAUGAAAACUGAAUCAUGAUGGCAUUGAAUAUUGAAUAUCAAAUACCACGCACUCCCACUUUGUUCACUGUCAGUAGCAUAUAUCCGUCAUGUGAUAUUGAUAUAUUUCUAGAUGAAGUUUGUUCUUAUUUAAUUUGAGGAUUAUGUUAAUGUGAAAUUUCAUUUAUUUUGAAGAAUGCUAGUUUUAAUUGAAGGAAGAAUUGAUGAACACUUUAGAAAUUUUCAUUUAUGACAUUAGUUUUUUUUAAGUAGAAGCCAAAGUUGAGAAAAAAACACCUGUAAAGAUUGGAAGUAAAAAGGCAAACAUAAUUAUUCUGCUUUGGCUUUGUGUUUGUAUGUAUGAAUUAUGUUACUGUUGCUUUUUGUGUACUUGUUUCAUUCACCAUAUAUUUUGUUUGUAAUGCAAACAGUAUAAGUGAGGUGUUAUUAAAAGAAAUUGAAAAUAGCACAUUUGUAAAAAGAAUAACGAUGAUACUAAUAUGGAUGAAAAUUUACCCGUAGGCUAUGCGUAUGGCUAUAAACCUUUGACAAUUAAUGUAAAAGAAGCCUUUGUAAAUAAAGAACAGUAGUGCCAUA